AUGAGUACAACAGUUCGAACGAAUAAUACGAUUGAAGAAAAUGAAAAUCUCGAAUCAUUCUAUAUUAUUUGUUUUGACGAUUCUAUAAAAAAUGAAAUUCGACAAGAACUUCGAUCUAUUAUCAAUUAUCUAUUAGUAUUCCAAGAUGAACAACAAUGUCUUCAAUACAUUGAUUCUGUAUCUAAAUAUGAUCAAGUUAUUUUAAUUGCUAAAAGAAAACUAAGCCAACAUUUUAUUCCACAAAUUGUACAUCUACAACAAAUUAUUUCUAUUUAUAUUCAUUCAAACGAUAAAAAUGCCAAUGAACAAUGGACGAAAAGUUCUAAUAAGGUAAAAGAAGUGAUUGUACAACGAAAUGAACUUGCUCAAUGUAUCCGCAAAGAUUAUAAUCGACGACAAUUUUAUAAUCUCGAUGAAACGUUGACAAUGAAAUUUUUUAAUUCGAAAAAAACCGACGAAAAAUUUCUAACUACUUCAUUGAAUGACGAUUUUAUCUAUUCACAAAUGUUAAUCGAUUGUUUAAUUGGUACAACGCCAGUGUCUAACGAUAAAAAUGAACUUGUUGCACUAUGCAAACGACAAUAUAAAAAUAAUUCUGAUGAAUUAAAUAUUCUAGAAGAAUUUGAAAAAGAUUAUUUGCCUGAACGAUCAUUAUGGUGGUAUACUAGACAUUCGUUUCUCUAUCGACUCAUGAAUAAAGCAUUUCGAAUAGAAAACAUCGACUUAUUGUUACUAUUUCGUUUUUUUAUUCGUGACAUUCGACAGCAAUUAAUAAAGAACAAAGCCGCAUCUGCCAUUCGCGCUUAUCGAGGUCAAUUCAUAUGUAAAGAAGAUUUGGAACUAUUGACUAAAUUUUCGGGAGAAUUUAUUUCGAUGAAUUCAUUUCUUUUAGCUAGUUCUGAUUAUGAACAAACUCGAUCUUCUCUCUUGUCAUUCACAUCGUCAUAUCAAAUCGAAAAAGUAUUAUUUGAAAUCAAUGCCAAUCCACAGUCCGACAAUCUCAGAGCUUUUAGUAAUAUCACCUCGUUCAGUUACUACCGAAAUAAAGAAGAAGUUUUAUUUAUGAUCGGUUCAAUAUUUCGACUUGUUCGAAUAGAUCGUGAUAUCAACGGUAUUUGGCAUAUUCAAUUAAAUCUAUGUGCCAAUAAUGAUCAUCCAUUACAAUCAUUUAUUCAACAAAAAAAGAACGAAUUCGAUAUUUUAGAUACAGAUCUAAUUUCGCUGGGUUUUAUUCUUGAACAUAUGAAUAAAUUGGAUGAUGCAGAAAAAUACUAUCGUUUUGUAAUUAAUCAAUUACCUAAAGAUCAUAAUGACAGGGAUCGAUGUUAUCAUGCAUUAGGUGAAGUAACUCAAAAGAAAGGUGAUUAUGAUGCAAGCCUAAAAUGGUACAAGAAAUCAAUUGAAAACGACUUGCAAACGUCGAAAGAAGACAAUCCAAAUAUUGCAACGAGCUAUAAUAGUAUUGCUGUUGUCUAUUCAAGAAAAGGUGAUUAUGCACUUGCAUUAGAAUCAUAUAGAAAAGCAUUAGAAAUCUGGAAGAAAACACUUGGUGAAGAUCAUCCAGAUGUUGCCAUGUGUUAUAAUAAUAUGGGUAUUAUCUAUCAUGAAGAAGGCAAAUAUUCUGAUGCAUUAGAGUUUUAUCAUAAAUCAUGGAAUAUUCGUCAGAAACAUCUUCCUGUUGAAAAUCGUAGUUUAGGUCAGUUGCAUGCAUGUAUUGGCAAUGUACAUUGUCGUCUUAGAAACUAUGAUCUAGCAUUAGAACAUUAUAAUCUAUCACUUGAAGCCUUUGAAAAAUCUUUUCUUUCUCAUUAUCCGGAUGUUCCAAUGGUACUCCGAAAUAUGGGUCUCGUAUGUCAAGCGAAAAAUCAAUAUCAACAAGCAUUAGUUUAUUUGAAAAAAGCAGCGACAGUCUAUCGUCAAUCAAUUUCUGCAACACAUCCUGAUAUUGUACAAAUUGAGAAAACUAUUCGUUAUGUUUCAUCGAAGCUAUGA
Messenger RNA from Rotaria socialis, 1992 nucleotides. Lineage: Eukaryota; Metazoa; Rotifera; Eurotatoria; Philodinida; Philodinidae. The record is from the annotation of a GenBank genome assembly.